Molecule: messenger RNA, 1794 nt
Organism: Microbotryum saponariae
Lineage: Eukaryota; Fungi; Basidiomycota; Microbotryomycetes; Microbotryales; Microbotryaceae
Source: the annotation of a GenBank genome assembly
AUGGUGGCCACCACCGAGCACAGGCGCAGGCGUCGACGUCUGGCUCGGCAGAGAAGGUGGAACCGGCAACGGUCUCGAGUAGGCCGCUGCGGGGGUCGUCAUCGCGUCUGUUGCGAUCAGUUCGGCACGUCGGGCUCAAGGGAGAGACGUGGCGUGCCGCCCCCCCCCCCCCCCCCCCCCCCCCUCCCCGGCACCGGCGCCGACGAGACGGAGGCGAGGACCCCAGAAAGCCCCGCCGGAGGCGCAUUUAUUUUUUUUGACAUUUUGAGGACCCAAAAUCCUGAAAAUCGUCGAGGCGCAUUGCAAAAAAUUGACAUUUUGGGACGAAACACACGUUUUGCCCCCGAGGCGCCUUUGCAGAUUUUGACAUUUUUCCCGGGGGUCGAGGCAAUUUUGGCCGACCCUGAGCAGCCUUCGGCAUGACCAUGGGCCCGCAUUCGCCUUCGAGACGCGUUUGCCGCUCGGCGCCGAUCGGCUAUGGUCGCAGUACGACCGAGCAGAAGAUGUUCAAAGCUGGGCGCUGCGAGCUCAACGAUGGAUGGACAAAAUCGUCGUUAUCAACGGAACUGACCGCAACCGUAUCGCUGUCGCACGUCGCAUACUGAACGGACUGCAAUGGCAAGAGCAAGACGGGCUUCUACCAUUGCCUCUUCUUGGGGGAGGAACGAGUUUGGUUUAUCUUCUGAGAUUCUUAAGUCAGUACACCAGUCCUUCAGCUGGCCACUCGUGUUCAUUUCGUAUCUGAGGCAACUUGCUUAUUCGCGUCUCUACUCAGGUCACGAUUGGCUCGGUGAAGCCGCGAUGAACUUGUCGAUUGAAAGCGUCCUUAGAGCUGGACGAGUGCAGAAUCCCGAUUCCGAAACAUCGUAUGGACUCAUACCCUCUACCGUCAUUUCCUUGUUACUGGCUCGCCCUUCCGGUUCGGGUCCUCAUUCGAUCUUCAAAGCCUGGCCCGCCAAACCAGUAUCGUAAUCUCAUCGAGCUAGGCGAUUGCAUGCGCAACGCGCCGACCUCAAAAUCAAUCUGGUUUUUACCCCUCUGCUCCGAUAAUCACUGCCACACCAUUGGAGAUCGGAUCUCUGAUCUGCUUUGGCCUCAAGCGUGGCAUGCAUUCACUCAGCUGCGAUCAAACUGCUUAUGGAGAAGAAACGUUGUCCAUCGGAAUUGGUACGUUGUUUUGAGUGCAGUGGCAGUUGAGCUGUGACGUUCUCAUAUGACAAAGGUCUUGUCUGCUACAGUGCGAUACAUCUACAGCAAAGUGACAACAAACCACUGCAACCGAGACACGCUCCCGUCGUUGGUUCUACUUUCAAAUGUCGUCGUACAGGAGCUCUCGCCUCAUCAAGAAAGCAUGCUAUUCCACUCACCUCAUUGAUGGCACUAUGCCGUUCCGCAUGAUUGAUGGUCGACAGGUCAUCGAGUCAUUAGGCCCGCCAGCGACUACAUAUCGUUCAACCACGGACCUUACCUCAUGUUACCCCGACGAGCGCAUAAUCAGCACGUGCGCACAUGCCGAGCAAAGAUUUGCCGCCUUUCGGAGCGUCCCCGGCCUGCGAGAUGCCGCCGGUAGAACCUCUACAAGCCGCACAAAUGCCUCCGCGGACACAAGGAGCUCAAGUUCAGCAAAACGGAGGUCUGACAACGAAGUAGCGAGCCCACCAGCAAAGCAAGGAAGGCUUAUUUGAUGCCUGGAGCCACGCGCGACACCAGCCGAAGCGACGCGCGCCGCAAGCCACUUUCGAUCGGCCGCCGCGCGUCCGCAAACGCUCGGAACGCGUUUUCGAGGACUUUUGA